Messenger RNA from Aspergillus calidoustus, 981 nucleotides. The record is from the annotation of a GenBank genome assembly. NCBI's taxonomy places the organism in Eukaryota, Fungi, Ascomycota, Eurotiomycetes, Eurotiales, Aspergillaceae.
AUGAAGGUCAACUCGACCCUCCUCUUGGCCACCACCUUGGGUGCGGUCACCGGUGUCCUUGCUGCACCGGCCCCUGCCCGGGUUGAGCGUGGAAUCGAAUUCGGCGGAUCCGUCGGCGUCGACAAGGAACUCCACUGGGGAUGGCCUGGUCACGGUGGUGGCCAUGGCCCAGGAGGUGGUCACGGUCCUGGCGGUGGUCAUGGUCCUGGAGGUCCUGGACAUGACGACGAUGAUGAGGACUGCGACGACGAGACCACAACCAUUCCUCCUCCCACCACCACACCCUGUGAUGAUGAUGAAACCACUACCACUACUCCUCCUCCGGAGCCAACUACCACCACCACACCCUGUGAUGAUGAUACCACUACUCCUCCUCCGGAGCCAACUACCACCACUACUCCAUGUGAUGAUGAUACCACUACUCCUCCGGAGCCAACUACCACCACCACAACGCCUUGUGAUGAUGAUACCACCACUCCUCCUCCAGAGCCAACUACCACCACCACAACGCCUUGUGAUGAUGAUACCACCACUCCUCCUCCAGAGCCAACUACCACCACCACUCCAUGUGAUGAUGAUACUACCACGCCUCCAGAGCCAACCACGACUCCUUGUGAGACAGACUCUACCACGACCAAGCCCCCUCCGGAGCCAACCACGACUCCCUGCGAGACUGACUCCACGACCUUGCCUCCUCCCGAGCCCACCACCACUUCCACCACUACUAAGCCCCCUCACCCUCCCCCAGAGGAGACUGAGACUCCUCCUCCGGAGACCACGGUCCCCGUUCCCCCAGUUCCUACCUUUACAACGACCACCUCUGUUCCCCCGGAGCCUGAGGUCCCUACUGGAACAUCUCCCGAAACUCCCCCCAGCACCAGCCCUGAGGCCCCCGAGUUCACUGGUGCUGCUAGCGUGAGCCGCUUCGGAUCUACCUUGGCCGGUGUGAUGGCUCUUGGUGCCAUCGUCCUCGCUCUCUAA